Molecule: messenger RNA, 1889 nt
Organism: Lymnaea stagnalis (great pond snail)
Lineage: Eukaryota; Metazoa; Mollusca; Gastropoda; Lymnaeidae
Source: the annotation of a GenBank genome assembly
AGCUUCAACAAAAAGCUCUUGUAUGAUUUGGAAGACUCCCUCCUGAGAGAACUGGCCCAGUCCAAGGGAAAUAUGCUGGACAAUGUGGAUCUUGUAGAGACACUAGAGUCCACUAAAACCAAAGCUUCAGAGGUCAGCUUUUAUUAUAGCAUGAAGCCCUGAAAUGAGAUCUUACUUACUGUAAUAGAAUUCCCUAUGUGAAAAAAUGUCUGACACAGUCCAGACACAGCAUGCGUCAUGGUGUAGUUGUAAAAUGAAUAGUGUGUGGGCGCUGUACAAACUACAAUACAGUAACAUCAAAAACUAGGAGUGAAUACAUGAUGUGAUGACAUAUUUAUUAUAAUUAUUAUUUUUAUUUAUAACCAGUAACAUACAAAUUAACUUUAGUUAUGGAUGAAUAAGCUGUUUGUGAAGUUCCAGGAAAGAGAUUUUUUAAAAAUUCUAUCAACAAAGCUCAGCAAAUGUUUUUUCAUCAAGAAGGGAGACAAUAUUUAUUUGGGCCACAAUUCAUCAAGAAGGGAGACAUUAAAUAUUUUGGGCCACAAUACAUCAAGAAGGUAGUAACUAAGUAUUUUAGGCCACAAUUCAUCAAGAAGGGCGACAAUUUGGACAAUAAUUUAUCAAGAAGGGAGGCAAUAAAUAUUUUUUAGCCAGAAUUUAUCAAGACGGGAUGCAAAGUGAAGACACUGAUAUAAUAUUACAUGAAAAAUAUACUGCUGAUUUUUUCCAGGUGACCUACAAACUUGACCUUGCCUCCAAGACGGCUAUUGACAUUGAGAAGACCAGAGAUGGGUACCGUCCAGCAGCCAUGCGUGGCGCCAUUUUGUUUUUUGUGCUAGCCGACAUGUCUGUGGUCAACUCUAUGUAUCAGUAUUCAUUGGCUUCUUUCCUGGAGGUCAGUGGCUGCAGUGAUCCGUUUGUUGAUGGGUUUUUGGCUGUAGGGGAGAUAAGGUGAUAGAGUAAAAAUUUCUCUGUGCAGAUUAAGACAAUGCUGGUGAAGAUUGUUGGAUUUUUUCCCCCCCUUAUUUCAGGUGUUUGUCUUCUCCCUCAAGAGGAGUCUCCCUGACACAAUUCUGAGGAAGAGAAUCAACAACAUUCUGGAGGCUUUGACUAUGAAUGUGUAUAACUAUGGAUGUACAGGUACGCUUUGGAUUAUGCUGUAACUUAUAUGUAACAUUGAGUUAUUCUAAGCUUGGGCUCCAAGAGACGCAUUGAACUAAAGGGCUGCUAACAGUUGUUUUUUUUGUUGUUGUUUUUUUUAAAUUUCUGUCUCCUAAGCAUUUUGGAAUGUUGAAUUUAUUGUAGUUUAUGUAGUUUAAAAAAAAAUCCUUAAUUCUGUUCAUGACGUUUAUCUGUUCAUGACGUUCAUCUGUUCAUGACGUUUAUCUGUUCAUGAUGUUUAUCUGUUUAUGACGUUUAUCUGUUUAUGACGUUUAUCAUGACGUUUAGUCGCACCUGUGAGUUUAAUGUUAAACUUAGGGUAAAUAUCAAAAUAUAUUUGUGCUAAAAUAGAUAUGUAAUUACAAAGGAAUUUUUUUUUAAAUAACAAAAACUUCCUUUAAAACUUCCUCUUUCAAAUAAAAUGGAAUGAAAAAUUAAAUUUACACAUUUUUAUGAAUGUUUAGAAUCCAUGGAUUUAUCUGAAACAUAAGUAAGAAAAUUGCUCAUCCUUUGUUUUGAUGUACCAGGAAAGAAAUGCAACUCUCCCCAAGCACUAAACAUUGUAAUUUGAUACCUUAUUAGUUUAGUUACCAACUUGUAUUGUGUCCAUGUCUUAUUUCCCAGGUAUCUUUGAAAGAGAGAAGCUAUUGUUUUCCUUCCAGAUCACCCUCAAACUGGAACAGCAACAGAAAAAUGUGCAACAAGAAGAGCUCGACUUUUUUAUUAAG